Messenger RNA from Neodiprion fabricii, 1474 nucleotides. It is a transcript of the gene okr, whose product is annotated as tRNA-dihydrouridine(20a/20b) synthase [NAD(P)+]-like. Bases 434 to 1354 code for a protein of 306 amino acids. The record is from RefSeq and is a predicted model, not a curated record. Gene Ontology annotation, molecular function: tRNA dihydrouridine synthase activity. Lineage: Eukaryota; Metazoa; Arthropoda; Insecta; Hymenoptera; Diprionidae. The transcript has 3 exons.
UUGUUAUACUUCCUAAUCAAAAUUCAUCAAUUCUUAAUAUCACACAGUCGUUUAUAAGUUCAAAUAUUAACUAAACGAAAAUUCCGAAUUGAAAGUAGUUGAAAAUAAGCAAAAGUGAAGUGAUGGUCCAAGUGUGAGAGAAGAGUUCGUGGUGUAUGUUUCCCCGCCCAUCAUGAUCGAAAUCAUUAACAAGAUAAUUGGCAAUCAAAUUUGCCCACUCUACCACAGUAGCUCUUCAACCUUCCACAAAAUGGAUGCAGCGCUAUGGUCGGCAUCAAUUAGAAUGGCGCCAUGUCCGUAACGCGUACUACGCAAAGUAACACAGACUACUAUUUAUACCUUCGAUGAGUAGCCGGUUCCAAUCAUAUUCAUCUAUAGAUUGCAAUUCAGGACAUUGGUUCGCAAAUACAAUUGCGACUUAUGCUUCACCCCGAUGAUAAUGGCUGACUCUUUCGUGCAGUCUGCAAAGGCCCGCAACAAUGAAUUCACUACACACCAAAAUGACAUACCACUGAUCGCUCAGUUUGCAGCAAAAACAGUUGGUGAUUUCGUUGGAGCAGCUGAAAUGGUCGCACCGUAUGUUGGUGGGGUGGAUCUAAAUUGUGGAUGCCCGCAGCGGUGGGCUAUAAAAGAUGGCUACGGUGUGGACUUGUUAACUAAACCUCAACUAGUUAAAGACUUAGUACUACAAGUUCGAAAUCGAAUACCUCAUCCUUUUACAGUGUCCGUCAAAAUUAGGUUACUCAAAGAAAUUCAUAAGACUGUAGAGUUUUGUCAGACAUUAGAGAAAGCAGGUUUAUCUUUCAUCACCGUUCAUGCGAGAACACCACAAAUGCGUAACGAAUCAAUUGAUCUAGAGGGGUUGAAACUUGUCAGAGACUCUAUCCAGCUACCUUUGAUUGCUAAUGGAGAUGUUAAAAGUUUACGAGAUGCAAAAUAUAUGUAUGAAAAUGUCCAAUGUCAAGGUGUCAUGUCUGCAAAUGGAAUUUUGACUAAUCCAGCUCUCUAUUCUGGGUUUUCAGAAACGCCAUUAGCUUGCAUUCAAGAUUGGUUAGACAUUACUUCAAGCAUUCCAACGCAUUUUAUAUGCAUGCAUCACCAUUUGGUAUUCAUGCUUGAGAAGAUUCUUCCCAAAAAAGAAAGAUGCUAUUUUAAUAAUUUGCAAACCAAAGAGUCCGUUUUCGAGUUUAUAGAUAAUUAUUAUGGCAUGAAACCAAAGACUAGUAUUGAGAGUAGCGAACUAAUUGAAUGUCAAUAUAAUACUAGACCAGGUAAAUAUUUCAAAGAAGUUUUGAGUAAUUGUGAUAACGAAAUUUCAGAAGAUUUUAUGGAGAAUAUAUUCUUAGAUAUAUAAUAUGCGUAAAGGCCGGAUCAAUACAGAUUAUAAGUACUUGUGGUACAUAUCUUGAUAUUUGAUUUUUGUACCGAAAUAUUCUUAAACCUGUUUUGAUUUCAAUAAAGAUUGUCGAGUUCA